UCAAGUAUAGAGGCCAAAACUCAGCUAACGCACCACAAAGUCAGGCAAAUUAAUUUUUUGAUUAACAAUUGAACGCAAACGUGUGCGCUAGCUGCUAACACGCAAAAAAGUGCGUGUAUACAAGCACCAAAAACUGCGGAACCAAUAUUCCAACGGCAAAGGCAGGCUAAAAGUGAUAGCCACAGAGACACACCACACACACGCACGCACUACCACAAAGAGGACACACACAUACACGCACGCACGCACGCAAGACAACCAGCAGCGGGCAGAAGGCAUAAUAGACCUCUAAAAAUCAAGGCGCGCGCUCUGGCUGUGUGCGCCACUGCCCCCCAAGAAGAAGAAGAAGACGGCGACGACGUAGUAGAAGAAUCGGAUUUGGAUCUGGACUUGAGUCUAAAGACAAACAUAGACGACAUAGAUCCAGGCCAAAGCAACAAUAACACCAACAACGGCGUGCAUUCAGUCGUCACGGCAGAAGAGAAGGCAGAGGGCCAACAGCAAAAUACACAAUUUAACAAAACGGGUACAAAAUUUAAUGCAUUAAUUAAUAGAAGAAGGAGCCGUAAGUCAACAAUAACUGCAAUUGCAACAACAACAGCAGCGGCAGAAACAAACACAGCACUGAGAAUAGAGCAGCGUAUUUGGCGAAAACUUUGCAUUGAUGGUAAUGCAUGCUAGAAAACCGCAGCGUAUGAACGAUGGGUACUUUGAGAAGCAUACCAGUCACACAUCCUACCAGAGCUCAAAGUACAGCAGUUCAAAACGCGACUAUGAACGCGAUCGUUCAUCGAACUAUCGCGAUCGUGACAUCUCACCUGGCGCUGGUGGCGGCAACGGCGGCAGCGGCGGCGGCGGUGGCAACGCUGGUGGUGGUGGCGGUGGUGGCCCACUGAACAAUGGCAACAGCUAUCGCUCACAAUCACCGGACAUAGAUUCGCCCUCAUCACGGGGCGGUGUUCAUAGCUCUCAUGGUGGCGGCAAUUACAGCUUCAUACAGAAGAUGCGCGAUCGGGAUCGCGAUUUAUACAAGAAGGAUAAAUAUUCCGAUAAGCGAGAUCGGCGCGGCAACGAUCGGGACUCGGAGUCGUAUCGCACGAAUCAUGACAGGGAUCGGCGGGGCGGUGGCGGCGGCAGCAGUAGCGGAGCAAAACUCUGUUCAUCCCGAGACAAUGACAAACGCUCAGGCUCGGAUGAUCGCGAUCGGGAGCGCAUGCGCGACAAGCGAGAUCGUGGCACAGACCGUGACAGGGAUAUGUACAAGAAGGACAAGUAUACAGACAAACGCGAGCGCAGCGAUCGUGGAGAGCGCGUGCCGCGGUAUGGCGACUGGAGUGAGCAUGUUAGCUCCUCGGGGAAAAUGUAUUACUACAAUUGCAAGACGGAGGUCUCCCAAUGGGAGAAGCCGAAGGAAUGGGCGGAUAGAGAAAGAAUUUUACCGCGUGAUCAGCAUCGUGAGAAGGACUACCGCGACAAGGAACGCGAUCGAGAUCGCGAUGAUCGCUUCCCAAGAUCGGCUUAUAAACAUUCCAAUUCAUCGCGCGACAAUUCACGACUGAGAUGGAAUUACGACAACGAUGGUGGGCCGCCCAGUCAUCGAAGGCGUUUAGAUGGUCGACAUAACGAUAAUGCUGACAUGGACAUAAGCGGUGAUUCAACGCCCACAUCGGAGGCAAGCUACUCGCUGACGGGCACACCCACCACACAUGGCGGUGCGGCGCUAAACGAUCCAGCUGUUGUCCUGCCACCGGGCGCUAUUCCGUGUGCAAUGGGGAAUGCAUUACCACGACUAGCAUCACAUCCCAAUCCGAUGUCGUGUGUCGGUUCUGUGCUGCCGAUGGGAACGGCAGCAGCUGCUGCUGCAGCAGUCGCUAUGCACUUUUCGGCCACAACGGUGGGUGCCGGUGGUGUUGUGGUCACCGGCGGUCCCGUUAGCGGCGCUACCAUGUUGCCCACCACCGGCCUUGCCUCAGUGCCGCCAACAAUCGGUGGCACGCCCAUGUCGUCAAUCUCCAACAGCAACAGCAGCCUUAGAAACUCAGUUGUCGGCCACAUUGGUUCAACGUCCAGUACAACGGUGCCGACUUUAACAAAUCAGGAGCAUCAUCUAAACUCGAAUGCGCCGGGGCCGCCAAAUAAGCUGCUAGUGGGCGGAAAGGAGACGUCAUCGCUGAUAAUGCGCCAACAGAUGCUGAGCGGCCUCGAUGUUGGGCAUCAUUUGAUGGCCGCUGGCGUGCCUGGGUCUGCUGCCGUCAGCGCAGGCGGCUCUGUUGUUGUUGGCGGCAGCAGUUGUAGUUUAAUAGGUGGUGGUGUCGGCGCUUCCACAGACGCAGUGAAUCAUGCGUACAAUUCGGUUAAUUCCGUUUCCGCUAGCAGCUUAAGCAGUUUAAGAGAUAAUCCCGUCAACUCGCCACUGUAUAUGCAACAUCCGCAUCACAGUUUGUCCCCAUCAUUGAAUUACACCAAGAGCCCGAUCCCAACGAUUGUGGGUCACACGAACAAUGUGAAUGCCACAAAUAUAGCUAGUUGUGGUGGUCUAAGCAACGCCUAUACCUGCAAUCCACCAUUCACAAUGAAGACUGUUGACGGCAGCGGCGUAAUGGCCGGUGUGGCAAGUGUUGUUGUUGCUGGUGGCAGCGGCGGCGUUGGCCCCUCUGGCUGUGCUCCAAAUGCCAACAAUAUUGUGACCGGCUUGGGCACUGUCAGUGGUAUCAGCGUCAUCACCUCCAUGGGCAGCAAUAGUCUAUGUUCCAGCGCAGUGCUGCCCGGCGAGGGACCGCCAACGCCUACACAGGAAUUAGAUUUAAGUGGCUCAGCUUUAGAACAACAACAUGCUGCUGCAGCAGCAGCAGCGGCGGCAGUUGCUGUGAUGCAGGCAACGCAGCAACAGGCAGCGCAGCAGGCGCAACAGCAACGCAAGCUUGAUGGCGCUGCCUCGGCCACACUGAGUACGCUGCAAAGCUGUGUCACCUCCUCCGUGCAGGCGGCAAACUUGCGUGGACCCGAAAUAUCGCCCAAGCUGGCCAAAUAUUUUCGUGCUGAUUUGAUUGCGCAUGUGACCAACUGGCAAGCGGAGGCCCUGGAGCGUCAGGCGCAGAAAUGCUGUGAGGAUACGCAUCUAUUUGGUGACAUUACCUGCACACGUAUCUGCGCCGAAUUGAAAUGCGCACGCAGUCUGGUGCGUAGUACGGAAAUCAAUGCCACUCUGCAGGAGCAAAAAAUUAUGUAUCUGCGCCAACAAAUACGCCGUAUUGAGGAGUCGAAGACUCAGAACGCGUUCAUGUCUGACGAUACUUAGGAUCAGGAGCAAAUUAGGCUGCGCGUGCAUCGUAAAUUGGCGGUAAGGCUUAAAAAGAGCCCGCUAUGGCGCAGCUGAUGAUGAUGAUGAUGCUAAUGCUAAUCAAGCUCGUGCUCAAGCUGAUGUUGAAGCUGAAGUUGAAGCUCGAUGAAGCAGUCGGCAACAGCUACGGUCAGUCAAUGGCAGCGGAAGCAGCAGAAACAGCAGCAGCGACUGUUGGUGGCAGCAACGGAAACUGUUGAUGGCAGCUAAGUAGCAGCAGCAGCAAAAAUAUUAAGAGCAACAACAACAACAACUACUACUACUACAAUAACAACCAUAAGACCACUAAGGAGCUGGGCGGGCAGGGCUAGCAAAGUUGCACACAAACAACUCACCAAACACACACGCAUGCACACACAACGGCGGCGGCAUGGGAAGCUAAAAAGAAUAGAAUCCAUAAUAUGAAAAGGAAAAACCCUAAAAAUAAUUUAUGAUUAGCAAAAGUAAUUUUAAAAGAAAUCAAUUUUUUAAUAAGCAUGAAGUAAAGCAGCGUGUAUUGUAAACAAACAAACAAAGAAACAAAACACAAAUGCCGUUCAAAAUUACUAAACAAGAAAAAACAAACACUUAAACCAUUUGAUCGAUCCGCAAAACUAGAGAACGCAAGUGGAUAUACAACCAAGACCCACACCCACACACCCACAGCUAACUGCAAACAAACAGACACAGAUACGACAAAAAAGAGUUCAAUAACAGGUCAACAGUUUUGUAAAUGUAUGUAUAGCCAGCAAGUAAGCAAAAAAGCAGGAGAGCGAUUAACCAACCAACCAACAACAACACCAAUAACAACAAGCAAUAUAGAAGAAGCCUCGAAAAGCAACAAAACAAACAAAACAAAUUGCGAAAAUAAAAAAGUCAACAUAGUAUA
Scaptodrosophila lebanonensis is the source of this 4208-nucleotide messenger RNA. It is a transcript of the gene wcy, whose product is annotated as WW domain-containing adapter protein with coiled-coil homolog. The record is from RefSeq and is a predicted model, not a curated record. Gene Ontology annotation, biological process: regulation of autophagy; positive regulation of TORC1 signaling. Bases 665 to 3298 code for a protein of 877 amino acids. Gene Ontology annotation, cellular component: nucleus. NCBI's taxonomy places the organism in Eukaryota, Metazoa, Arthropoda, Insecta, Diptera, Drosophilidae. Gene Ontology annotation, molecular function: chromatin binding; RNA polymerase II complex binding. The transcript is spliced from 15 exons.